Molecule: messenger RNA, 3169 nt
Organism: Hemibagrus wyckioides
Lineage: Eukaryota; Metazoa; Chordata; Actinopteri; Siluriformes; Bagridae
Product: protocadherin alpha-2-like
Exons: 1
Coding region: 440-2857 (805 amino acids)
Biological process (GO): homophilic cell-cell adhesion
Cellular component (GO): plasma membrane
Molecular function (GO): calcium ion binding
Source: RefSeq, a predicted model, not a curated record
UGUGGACGAGAAAUGGUAUGUUAAAGACUAUCCGAUUUAUUACUUAUAUAAGUAAUCAAAUAUAUAUUAGUAAAUGCUGCUAUUUGAUAACUACCAGUGAUUUUCAACACCGACACUGAAUGGACUAUUCUUUACAAAAAAUAAAAAAUAAAAACGGGUAUAUAGUUUUUUCUUUCUUAAUUUUUUUCACGUUUCUUAGUCUAGCACCAGUUGUCCUAAAACACUCCAACCAACAUCAGCCUCAAGGAGUCGCUGGUGACCGUGACAUUGAAAGCACACAUCUCAUUUACAACUCUCCACCUUCCCUGCUGCAUAAUCACAAAGGUAGAGCGUAAUGCAAACUCAUACUGAAUUAUAGAGACAAUAGACAAAACGAGGAGUCUGGAUCGGCAAAGGACCCGUUUAUAUGCCGUAAGAAUAGCCUGUCAUUUCACCGUCGAUGAGAAUGAUACCGCGUAAACGCCACGAAGCAAUGAGUCUUGUAUCUGGAGGACCAUCUGCCUGGAUCAGGGCGCUGCCGCCGCUGCUGCUUUGUUUAUCAGGCCUGUCUCACGGUCAGAUUACGUACUCCAUCAUGGAGGAGGUGAAAAAGGGAACCGUGGUUGGAAAUAUAGCCAAAGACCUCAACAUUGACGUUCAGGAGCUGCAGUCACGAGCGUUUCAGGUUGUAGCUGGAUCCAACAAGAAGUAUUUUGAUUUAAAUAAGAAAACUGGAGCUCUGUUUGUCCACGAGAGAAUCGACAGAGAGGGGCUGUGCGAGCGCAAGCAGAAAUGCUCCCUCAACAUUGAGCUAAUGGCACAAAAUCCUAUUAAACUUUAUCGCGUUGAGGUAAGCAUUACAGACGUUAACGACAACUCGCCGUUUUUUCCAAUACAAACGCUAGUGAAGAACAUCACAGAAAACGUUGUAGCUGGAGAUCGGUUUACUCUGUCAGCAGCCCGUGACCUGGAUGUCGGUUUAAACAGUGUAAAAAGCUACACUCUGAGCACAAAUGAACAUUUUUCUCUGGAUGUCCAAACAUACGGACAGCAGAGUCUUUCCCCCGAAUUAGUGGUGCAAAAACCUUUAGACAGAGAGAAGCAAUCAGUAAUUAAUCUGAUACUGACUGCUGUGGACGGGGGAAAGCCUCCCAAAUCCGGAACACUUGAUAUAACAAUUUAUGUUUUAGAUAUAAAUGAUAAUAAUCCCAUAUUCAGCAAACCACUGUAUAAAGUUAAGAUAGAAGAAAAUGCGCCUUUCGGAACAAAGAUUUUGACUGUCACUGCCACCGACUCUGAUGAAGGAAUAAAUGGAGAAAUUAAUUAUUCCCUUGUAGAUCAAAACGAAAAUUCAGCAUCGGAUUUAUUUUUUAUAAACAUAGUGACAGGAGAGAUCACAAUUAAAGGAAAUAUUGAUUAUGAAGAAACUCCCGCGAUAGAGUUAAGAGUACAAGCGCAAGACAAAAGCGUCUCCCCAAAACAUACUAACUGUAAAGUAUUAAUUGAAGUAGUGGAUGUGAAUGACAAUGCACCAGAGAUAUCAGUUACUCUGCUCAUGAGCUCCGUAAGUGAGGACAUCAAACCUGGCACAGAUGUUGCAUUAAUCACUGUAUCAGAUAAAGACAGUGGAACGAACGGUAAAGUAAACUGUAAAAUUCUAUCACCGAGUCCCUUUAAAUUACAGCUUUCAUAUAAAAACUCUUACGCUCUUGCUGUGAAUGAAGCUCUGGACAGAGAGCGGGUCUCACAAUAUAAUGUCACAGUUGUAGCUAAUGAUGGGGGAACUCCUUCCCUCUCCAGCAGUAACAUUAUAACAGUUCAUGUGUCUGAUGUGAAUGAUAACGCGCCUUUAUUUCCUGCUCCGGUGAUAAAUAUUAGCUUGAAAGAGAAUAGUCCAGUUGGAGGGCUGUUGACGUCACUAACGGCACGAGACUUAGACGUCGGUGAAAACGCUCUUGUUUCGUAUUCAUUAAGUGAUACAGAGAGCAGCAGAGUGUCAAAUCUAAUGAACAUUAACUCACACACCGGUGAACUGUACAGCCUGAAGUCAUUCGAUUACGAAGAAACGAAACGACUUCAGUUUAAAGUUCUAGCCACUGACUCUGGUCUCCAUCCAUUAAGCAGUAACGUGACAAUAAAUGUUUUUAUCCUGGAUGAGAAUGACAACAGUCCAGUUUUUCUCCCUCCUUAUUCUGAACUCGGAUCAGUAAACACUGAGAACAUUCCCUACUCUGCAGAAGCGGGGUAUUUUGUGUCUAAAGUCAGAGCUGUAGAUGCUGAUUCAGGUUAUAAUGCUCUAUUAUCAUAUCAAAUAACCGAAUCAAAAGGAACGAAUCUCUUCCGAAUCGGAACCAGCACAGGAGAAAUAAGGACUAAAAGACGAAUGAGUGACAACGACUUAAAAACUCACCCGCUUAUCAUUACUGUCUCGGAUAACGGAGAACCUUCACUGUCCACAACUAUGACUAUUGAAAUUGUGGUUGUGGAAAAUAUGGACAGCCUGCAGCCUUCACUAAGACAAGUGCCAGUAAAGGAGAAUUUUUCUAAUCUGAAUCUCUAUCUGCUCAUCGCUAUUGUCUCAGUGUCCGUGAUAUUUUUACUGAGCCUCGUCGCUUUAAUAGCAGCGAAAUGCUACGGGACAGACGGCGGUUUCAGCAGGUCCAGCGCUCCAGUGGUCACUACACACCCUGACGGGAGCUGGUCUUACUCGAAAUCCACUCAGCAGUAUGAUGUGUGUUUUAGUUCAGACACACUGAAGAGUGACGUAGUGGUUUUCCCCUCGCCGUUUCCGCCUGCAGACGCAGAGCUGAUCAGCAUUAAUGGAGGAGACACUUUUACUCGAAAUCAAACUCUUCCCAGCACUGGGAAGGUAAGAUGAUGUUUAAUUCUGAUUAUUUCUAUUUUUGAGAGCUUAUAGUUAUUUUUUUAAAAUCUCUGUUCCAUGUCCUCUUGCGUGCCAUGAAAUACUUUUGUGCUUAAAGUACACAAACAUUUGCAACAGUCGUGUGAACAGCAGGCGUUAGGCGGUAAAAAAAAACCUUGCAUGUCAGGUCACUCCAUUGCAGUGAAGUAAAAAGCUUCACAUAACAAAUUUAAGUUUAGAGUUCCCAUUUCCAUGUCAAAUAUUUCAUUUUACUAUUAAACUAAACAGUUUAAAUAAAUUUUAACGGUCAUCGUCAAGGUUCAGAUU